Messenger RNA from Aspergillus heteromorphus CBS 117.55, 2586 nucleotides. Its product is annotated as ribonucleotide-diphosphate reductase subunit RNR1. The coding region runs from base 1 to 2586 and encodes 861 amino acids. The transcript is spliced from 4 exons. The record is from RefSeq and is a predicted model, not a curated record. Gene Ontology annotation, biological process: deoxyribonucleotide biosynthetic process; DNA replication. Gene Ontology annotation, molecular function: ribonucleoside-diphosphate reductase activity, thioredoxin disulfide as acceptor; ATP binding. Gene Ontology annotation, cellular component: ribonucleoside-diphosphate reductase complex. Lineage: Eukaryota; Fungi; Ascomycota; Eurotiomycetes; Eurotiales; Aspergillaceae.
AUGUUUGUCUACAAGAGAGAUGGACGCAAGGAACGCGUACAGUUCGACAAGAUCACGGCCCGCGUGUCGAGGCUCUGUUAUGGCCUUGAUCCCGAGCAUGUCGAUGCUGCUGCUAUCACCCAGAAGGUCAUCUCUGGUGUCUACCAGGGUGUCACCACCGUUGAGCUGGACAACUUGGCUGCCGAGACUGCGGCCUACAUGACCGUCACACACCCGGACUACGCCAUCCUCGCCGCUCGUAUCGCCGUUUCCAACCUCCACAAGCAGACCAAGAAGCAGUUCUCCCUGGUCAUCUCAGAUCUCUACCACUACAUCAACCCGAAGAACAAUAAUCCCGCCCCGAUGAUCUCGCAAGAAACAUACGAGAUUAUCAUGAAACACGCAGAUGAGCUUAACUCGGCCAUCGUGUACGACCGCGAUUUCAACUACAACUUCUUCGGCUUCAAGACUCUGGAGCGGUCGUACCUGCUGCGGGUCAACGGCAAGGUGGCGGAGCGUCCCCAGCACCUGCUGAUGCGUGUGUCCGUGGGAAUCCACGGCAACGACAUCGAGAAGGCCAUUGAGACCUACCACCUGAUGUCCCAGAAGUUCUUCACCCACGCCUCCCCCACCCUGUUCAACGCUGGUACCCCCCAGCCCCAGCUCGCCUCUUGCUUCCUGGUCGACAUGAAGUCGGACAGCAUUGACGGUAUCUACGACACCCUGAAGACCUGUGCGUUGAUCUCCAAGACCGCGGGUGGUAUCGGCCUGAACGUUCACCGCAUCCGUUCCACCGGCUCCUACAUCGGUGGUACCAACGGUACCUCCAACGGUUUGGUCCCCAUGCUUCGGGUCUUCAACAACACUGCCAGAUAUGUUGACCAGGGCGGUAACAAGCGCCCCGGUGCCUUUGCCAUCUACCUGGAGCCCUGGCACUCGGACGUCUUCGAGUUCUUGGAUCUCCGCAAGAACCACGGUAAGGAGGAGGUCAGAGCUCGUGAUCUGUUCUACGCUCUGUGGACCCCGGAUCUGUUCAUGAAGCGUGUUGAGGCGAACGGUGACUGGACUCUGUUCUGCCCCAACGAGGCUCCUGGCUUGGCCGAUGUCUACGGUGAUGAGUUCGAGGCUCUCUACGAGAAGUACGAGAAGGAAGGCCGCGGCCGUAAGACCAUCAAGGCCCAGAAGCUCUGGUAUGCCAUCCUCGAGGCCCAGACCGAGACCGGAAACCCCUUCAUGAUGUACAAGGAUGCCUGCAACAGGAAGAGCAACCAGAAGAACCUGGGUACGAUCCGUAGCUCCAACCUCUGCACUGAGAUCGUCGAAUACACUGCUCCGGAUGAGGUUGCUGUGUGUAACUUGGCUUCUCUGGCUCUGCCGACUUUCGUCGAUGCUGCCCGUGGCGAGUACGACUUCGGCCGUCUCCACGAGGUGGUGCAGGUCCUGGUCCGCAACUUGAACAAGAUCAUCGACAUCAACUACUACCCCGUCCCCGAGGCGGAGAAGAGCAACUUCCGUCACCGCCCCAUCGCUCUGGGUGUCAACGGUCUGGCGGACGCUUUCCUCGCUCUGCGCCUGCCCUUCGACUCGGCGGAGGCCCGCCAGCUGAACAUCCAGAUCUUCGAGACCAUCUACCACGCCGCUUUGACCGCGUCGUCUGAUCUGGCCAAGCAGCUCGGCCCCUACGAGACCUACGAGGGCUCGCCUGUCUCUCAGGGCAUCCUCCAGUACGACAUGUGGGACCGCACCCCCACUGACCUGUGGGACUGGGACGCGCUCAAGGCCAAGAUCGCGCAGACGGGUGUCCGCAACAGUCUGCUGGUGGCGCCCAUGCCGACGGCCAGCACCAGCCAGAUCCUGGGCUUCAACGAGUGCUUCGAGCCGUACACGUCGAACAUCUACUCGCGCCGUGUGCUGGCGGGUGAGUUCCAGGUGGUCAACCCCUGGCUGCUGAAGGACCUGGUCGACCUGGGCCUGUGGUCCGACAACAUGAAGAACCGCAUCAUCGCGGACGGCGGCUCCGUCCAGAACAUCCCCAACAUCCCCGCGGACAUCAAGGCGCUGUACAAGACGGUGUGGGAGCUCUCCCAGCGCACGAUCCUGCAGAUGGCGGCCGACCGUGGCGCGUUCAUCGACCAGUCGCAGUCCCUCAACAUCCACCUGAAGGAGCCCACCAUGGGCAAGAUCACCAGCAUGCACUUCGCCGGAUGGAAGAUGGGUCUGAAGACCGGCAUGUACUACCUGCGUACGAUGGCCGCGUCCGCGCCCAUCCAGUUCACCGUCGACCAGGAGCAGCUGAAGGUCGAGGACACCAACGUGGCCCGCCAGAACCUCUCCCUGAAGAAGCGGGGCACGGGCGCCGCCUCCAACACCUACUCGGCGGUCCCUCGCGGCCAGACCCAGGUCAGCGGCGACAGCGAAGACGAGACCACCGGCAGCCCGCGGACGCUGGCCGCGGACUCGGCCCCUCGGGCGCAGGAGGCCGAGAACGCCGGACAGGAGGAGGACGGUGAGCGGGCCAGCGAGGCGCGCGAGAACGACAUCUACUCGCAGCAGGUCCUCCAGUGCAGCAUCGAGAACAAGGAGGCGUGCGUGAUGUGCCAGGGCUGA